Gigantopelta aegis is the source of this 847-nucleotide messenger RNA. Its product is annotated as putative glutathione-specific gamma-glutamylcyclotransferase 2. Gene Ontology annotation, molecular function: gamma-glutamylcyclotransferase activity; glutathione specific gamma-glutamylcyclotransferase activity. Lineage: Eukaryota; Metazoa; Mollusca; Gastropoda; Neomphalida; Peltospiridae. Bases 1 to 651 code for a protein of 216 amino acids. Gene Ontology annotation, cellular component: cytoplasm. The record is from RefSeq and is a predicted model, not a curated record. Gene Ontology annotation, biological process: glutathione catabolic process. The transcript has 3 exons.
AUGAAUUGCGAAAAGUUGUACGAUAAGAUUUUAAAAGUUAACUCGACCAUAUGGGUGUUCGGUUACGGAUCGCUGUUGUGGAAACCCAACUUCGAGCACAAGUCGAGACGGGUGGGUUACAUCCGAGGGUUUGUGCGAAGAUUUUGGCAGGAAAACACAACGUACAGAGGAACACCGGAUGCGCCUGGACGUGUGGCCAAUCUGGUGGAAUCAGACGGGGGAAUUGUGUGGGGAGUCGCCUUUCAAGUAACUGGGAAGGAACAAGUGACCAGAGCUCUAGACCACCUCACUAACCGGGAAUGCACGAAUGGCGGCUACACGAGCCUCGUGACGACAUUCUACCCCCGGGACAAGAACAAUUGUGUUCCCGUCCUGGUGUUCACGGCCACUGAAGACAACCCAUUUUAUCUUGGAGACGCCGAUCUGCCUCAGAUGUCCAAGCAGAUCGUCACCGCCAAAGGGCACGCCGGCAGCAACGUGGAGUACGUCACGAAAAUUGUCGAUUACGUCCGAAAGCACAUUCCGGAGGACAACGACGAGCAUCUGUUUGACCUUGACGCCAAAGUUCGCAACGACUUGAAGACGCAACGAUUGUGUUCUCAUUUAUUAAUGCUUCAUACCCACACAAAAACCACACGUUUUUGUCAUUAAAUGAUCUUGAACGGUUGUGUUGUCACCUGCUGACGAUUCACGCCGGAAGUUGGCACUGAUGGUCUUUGGCCAGAAAUUUAAGGAAUGUCACGGGGAUCCUAUAAUACCCGUAACUGAAUGAAACACGAUUGUCCAAAUAUCUCUCCUAACUGUAUAUCUAUUAGAUCUCUCUGUAACGGGCGGUUAUACCCGCUGG